Messenger RNA from Plectropomus leopardus (leopard coralgrouper), 796 nucleotides. The record is from RefSeq and is a predicted model, not a curated record. Lineage: Eukaryota; Metazoa; Chordata; Actinopteri; Perciformes; Serranidae.
GGGUAAUAUCUUGUAAAGCUGUGCUUUACCUUCUUAUGUUCAAUGUGUUGAAUAUUGUAUGUAGCUUGUAGAGAGCGCCUCUCCUGUCUCUUGCGGUUUAUUUCAUGCAGUGAUCACAUACAUUGCAAAGAACCCUUUUGCUUGCAGGGGGCUUGCUGAAACUGCUUUCUGAAGGUAUACUCGGCCAAUCUGAAAGUCUAGACUGCUGUGAGCCGUCACAGAUCUGUAAAAACAAACUCACUGCUUUCUGUUUCGACAUCUAGGGAUGAUCCAGAGUGGUAUCUGGCCGAGUCUCUCACCACAGGCCAGCAGGGCUACAUCCCAUUCAACUUUGUUGCAAUGACCACAAUGGAGACUGAACCGUGGUUCUUUAAGAACAUAUCUAGAAACGAAGCCAUGAGGCUGCUCCUCGCUCCUGGGAAUACGCAGGGCUCCUUCUUGAUUCGAGAGAGCGAGACAACCCCAGGAUCAUUCUCCUUAUCAAUCAGGGACUUGGACCACAACUCUGGAGAAGGAGUCAAGCACUACAGAAUACGCAACAUGGACAACGGCGGCUUCUACAUCACGGCCAAGAUAUCCUUUAACUCUCUGAAGGAGCUUGUCCAGCAUCACUCACGUGAUGCAGAUGGGUUGUGCACAAAGCUCAUGAAGCCGUGUCAGUCAAAGGCACCGCAGAAGCCCUGGUGGCAGGAUGAGUGGGAGAUUCCACGUGAGUCGCUGAAGCUGCAGCGCAGGCUUGGAGCAGGACAGUUUGGAGAAGUCUGGAUGGGUGAGUGACAGAGACAACGAUAUGGGG